AUGGAAGUGAUGAAAUCCGUGCUUAGCGGCGGCAAGAAUGAUAACAGUGGCGACGACGGCGCACCCAAUGAUAACAACGAGCAGUUUCCGAGCAGAGAGGAAAAGCUUAAAACCAUUGAGAGCCUUCAGAAGGCCCAGAAAGCUCAAUCCACAGCCAACGACCUGAAAUCAAGAGCUUUGGCACUUACGGACUCAAAACAACGCGAGAAAAUGCUGAAGGAGGCAUUCGACAAGGAGGUAGAAGCUCAUGGACAUAGCAAGAUGGCGAGGCGACUACAAAGUGGUACCUGGCAAGGCUUCGGAUUCGGGGGAGGGAUAGGCGCCGCCACUGGAUUGGGUCUCGGCGCGGGAGUGGGAACGGUUUUAGGUGCGGUGGCAGCGGUUCCUACAACAGGAUUAGGUAUGUUAAUUGGAAGUGGCGUUGGUGCUAUUCAUGGACCAUGGGUAAAGCUGGGUGGGAAAGAGGAGAAGUUUGAGGACGCUGAUCCUGAAAGGGUGGUCGACGCACUCGAGCAGGAGGUGAGCCAACAGAACAAGUCACAAGUCGACUAG
This is a messenger RNA of Cladophialophora psammophila CBS 110553, 552 nucleotides long. RefSeq lists its product as uncharacterized. The record is from RefSeq and is a predicted model, not a curated record. The transcript has a single exon. Lineage: Eukaryota; Fungi; Ascomycota; Eurotiomycetes; Chaetothyriales; Herpotrichiellaceae. Bases 1 to 552 code for a protein of 183 amino acids.